Messenger RNA from Suillus plorans, 654 nucleotides. RefSeq lists its product as uncharacterized. Bases 1 to 654 code for a protein of 217 amino acids. NCBI's taxonomy places the organism in Eukaryota, Fungi, Basidiomycota, Agaricomycetes, Boletales, Suillaceae. The record is from RefSeq and is a predicted model, not a curated record. The transcript has 2 exons.
AUGGCUUCGAUGUGCUGUUGCGGGCGUCCAACACACUACUCCUUAUGCUCUGGGGCCGAGAAAAAGCCUUUGGAAGAUGCAGAUGGGUUUGUGCCGGUGUCUCUUGAUCCAGAAGACAGUGUCGGGGAUCUUUCUGUCUCCGUCUUCAUUUUGGACGGUAGAAAUGCACCACCUGAUGAUGGUAUCUGUUCCAUCAAUGCUCAUGUGAUUGCUGCCACUGCAGACGAAGAAAUCACUUUAGGACUUUAUUGUGUCGAUGCACCUGUUCUUAUCCAUUUAUCUCCUCGAAUCGUCAAACGCGUCGCUACCAUUUUUCAACCUCAUACAAAAUGUCGAUUCCUUAUAUACGUCCCGGAGUUCUGUUUCUCCGGAGUUGCACGUGCAAGAGUCAUCCGUGAUGACGUCAUUGUUGAAAUUGCAAAAUUUAUGCCGGACAAAUUGUGCCAUGAUUCUGCACGAUUCAGUCAGCUGGACACAAUUGCGCUAUCAUGCACAAUGGUGGUACUCAAACAGCUGCAGGAGCUUCGAGAAAAUACAGAUAUCUCACGCAGAACUCGCCCUGCAGCUCCACUCAAUCUUACAGAUAACGAGCAAGAUGCUGACGAAGAGCUUCCCUGGCUCUCGCGACUUUUCACUGGUCAUGACUAUCGGUGA